Messenger RNA from Neoarthrinium moseri, 1368 nucleotides. RefSeq lists its product as uncharacterized. The transcript is spliced from 6 exons. NCBI's taxonomy places the organism in Eukaryota, Fungi, Ascomycota, Sordariomycetes, Amphisphaeriales, Apiosporaceae. The record is from RefSeq and is a predicted model, not a curated record. Bases 1 to 1368 code for a protein of 455 amino acids.
AUGUCUGAGACGUCGACACUUGUGGAUUGGAGUCCAACAGACACUCAAGAUGAGCAACUGAAGGAGACCAUCAACCAGCUUUGGGUAGUCCCAACAGAGAAGGUCAUUAAAGAAGUCCCCGUGGUAAAUGAGCAGCACGAGGUUGUAGCACAGAAGCCGCAGUUUAUUCUAAAAACGCGGGGUUACUAUGGUGAGAACGAGCCACUGCCAACCACAUUCGAAGUUGGAAUGCUCUUCCCCAAGACGAACGACGAAUUUUCAGAGCUGUACCCGGCCGAUAAGAUGAAGAAACUCACUGACCUUGAUGAUGAUAUAUACACUGAAACGAGAAAUACCAUGGUAGCCAUCCAGAACUCAUGCCAGAAUUUCAACGACAACGCCAUGUCCAAAUGGCUAUUGGUCACCAACCAGACGAUCGAAUACUCCCAGUAUGCGAUUGAGUUGUUGACUGGAUUUGGCGAGUCGAGCUUCAAGGCGCAGUUGGAGGUCCUGCUCGAUGACAAGUACUCGACGCCCGAGAGCCAGAACGAUGCGACGUUUCAAAAUACUGCACAGAUGGCCAAUGAGCUGCUAAAGGAGCUGAGCAAAAACGCUCAGGAGAAAGCCACUGAGGUCGGAAAGCUGAUCGGACAGCUUCAGGCGUUCCUCGGUGAGACGACCGCCAACAAGGCCAGGAUCGAUUUCCUGCGCAAACAGUACUAUAAUGGCCCCGUGACGGUGGGACGGACCAAUAUGCCAAAGAUGGGCAAAGAUGGCAAGCCUCAAGAGCCCUACGCCAAGUGGCUCCAGUCCGAGCUCGAGGCUCUCCGAGAGGAGAUCCGCAAGGCAUUCAAUGACUACAACAAGACCUUUGAGGACUGGAAACACUACACCACCGUCGCUGUGACAGCCGUGACUUACAUCUGGAUUCCGGUCGCGGGCUUCAUCGCGGGCAGUGUCGUCAUGGGUGUCUACGCCGACCGAGCACGCAAGGCGCACAACCUGUACGAGGAGCAGAAGAAGUACGCAUUCGACAAGGCGGGCGAGGAGGCGCCGCUGGUCAAGCUGCUGGAGGACAUCUCGAUGCUGACGUCGCAGCACGAGGACAUGGCGACCAAGAUGCAGUCGGCCAUCGACGCGCUGGGCGAGAUCAAGCUGCUGUUCCUGGACCAGUCGCGCAACUUUGGGCUGGCGGCCUCGAUGAUGGGGCUCGCCGAGGGCAAGCUGCGGUCGUCGCUGUUCCUGCGCAAGAAGUUCCUGCAGACGGCCGUGGACAAGGCCGUGGUCAACUGGCAGCAGGUCGCGGACCUGGCUAAGGAGUUCCUGGCGACGGCUGAUGUCAACACCGUGGGCAUUACCAAGGACGUAACGCCCCCGAAGGCCGAGUAG